CGUCCAUUUUAUCACUUUCCACUUUCUAGUUUCCAAAGAAUCCAAACCCCACCACCCCCUCUCUCUCUCUCUCUCUCUCUCACAAAUUCACAAUCAUAUCUCAAUUCCUCUCAACUCUUCACUGUUUUCUUUUUUCUUCCUAACAAGAAGAGUAAAGCGCAAUGAAAAUGGAAUCCAAAUCCAACGCCAAUCAUAUUCCCUACUCAGAUCUCGCUUUCUAGUUUCUCUCCUUCACAAGCAACUACUGCUACACUCUACUACACCCACAAUUUUUUUUCUGUCUAUAAAAAUGGCUACCCUGCAGAAAUUCAAGCUCCUUGCAACUCAGUGCGCGGUAGUCGCCGGAAGCCCCACGAGGAGCCCGUCGGCGAGUCCCGUCAUCCAUCUCCGUCGCCGCAAGACUCUCCGGAUGCUCCUUAACCGCACGGACCGACGAUUCUCUCGCCGAAACGACUCCCCGUCGGAGAUGGACUCCGAUCCCAAUCCCACAUCGAGAAACAACAACAACAACAAUAACAAGAACAACAAUAAGAACGGUAGCAAAGAGGUUAGGGUUCGGCAUAAGUUAAAGGACUUGUUCGUGUCCUCUCCGCCAAUUGAAGAUAGGGUUUCCGAUUCUAGAUUUAACCGUCAAGAAGAUGAUGUCGGGUUCUCACCGGCAACCGGAAGCGCCGGUGGCAGUGGAGGAGGAGGAGGUGGAGGUGGAAACGGCUUUGCGGCUAGGCGUGGUGGCGGAAUCGGCCCUUUCAGACCGAUAACGGCGUCGUUUCGGUAUAGAUUGCUGAGAAGACCUUGGCGACCUGUACUCGUCACCAUUCCGGAGUAGAAACCAGCCAAAAUAAUUGUACGGAUAUAUUCCGAAAUUUCCUUUUUCUUUUUCUUUUUCUUUUUCUUUUUAUUUUUUUAUUUUAUUUUUAUAUUUCCUUUUUUUUUGUUUUGUUUUUUUUUUUCCUGUGACAUUUUGGAGGUAUUUAAAAUAGAUGAGGCAAAAAUGUGAAUAUUUUGGGUUUGCUAAAAUGCGCUUGGAAAAUGGGCGCAAAUUAGCGGCGCAUUUUAGCAAUGGAAAUAUCGAUAAAUAAAAAAGAAGAAGAAGAAGAAGAAGAAGAAAUGUUGUAUUAUGUAUAUGAUGGUCUUAAAAAGCAAAUUUGUGCUUUUCUAUGGGGUGUUGGGUCCAUGAGAUGAGAGAGUGGGAUUGAUCAUGAAGACAAGGUUAAGACAAAGAUAUGAACAAGGUCUUAAUUUUUUAAUAAAAGCUCUCUGUCUCUAUUGCAUCUUC
Molecule: messenger RNA, 1276 nt
Organism: Quercus robur (English oak)
Lineage: Eukaryota; Viridiplantae; Streptophyta; Magnoliopsida; Fagales; Fagaceae
Exons: 1
Coding region: 290-826 (178 amino acids)
Source: RefSeq, a predicted model, not a curated record